Molecule: messenger RNA, 1512 nt
Organism: Polistes dominula (European paper wasp)
Lineage: Eukaryota; Metazoa; Arthropoda; Insecta; Hymenoptera; Vespidae
Product: tektin-B1
Biological process (GO): cilium assembly; cilium movement involved in cell motility
Cellular component (GO): microtubule cytoskeleton; nucleus
Source: RefSeq, a predicted model, not a curated record
AAUCGCGCCAAUUUCAAAUUUCAUUUCUGCUUUGAUCGAUAUGUCGAAGUUAUUUAAUAUAUAUAAGUAUAUAUAUCGUCAUAGAAACGACCUUAUAUUGAAUCCUUUCUUCUAAUGAUUAUUUAAAUUUCCAUAUUGUUCAAGUUUAUUGAAUUGUUCUACUGGUAAUUCGAUUGAAUUAAAAAAUAAAUUUUAUUUCAUAAUGGCUAAAUCUGUAACUGUUUAUGAGAAACCAGUAUCACAUAUAGGAUUAGCCGAUUGGUAUGCUAAGCAAUGGGAACUUCAGCAAAGUGUAGGAAGUAGAACAUCAGAUGCAUUUGAAUUGCGUAGCUCAGGAAGGAUUACUCGAUCCGAAACAAGAGUUAAAACAGAAUGGAAUACAUAUAUGAAUAAUGUCCGAUUAGCAGAUAGGAUAACAGAACUCUCCAGAUGGAAAGAAUUAUUUGAACAUUUACUAGAAAGAUUGCUCUCAGAAAUACGUUUUUUAAAAGAUGAGAAAGCAGACACUGAAAAAGAAAUAGAUAUAUUAAAUUAUCCUUUACAAAUUACUGCUGAAUGUAUUUCAAUGAGAGAUUGUCGUAGAGGAACUGAACUUACUUAUGACGAGGCAGAUACGGAAUUAAAAAAAGAACUUUGUGUUAUCGAAAAUAUUAAAGCUUUUUUAACCGAUAAGGUGCAAGCUGCAUGGGAAAAAUUAAAUUGUUUGGAAGAAGUUAAAUUUAAAAUAAGUUUAGAUAUCGAAGAUAAAAAUGAGACUACUAGAAUUGAUAAAGAAAAUCUCGAAUUGGAUCGUACUUGUGCUAAUAUUAGUUAUAAACCAAAUGCUUUGAAAAAAUCAAAAAAUGAGAUAUCUUACGAAGGUUGGAUAGAAAAUUGUAAUAAUUUGAAAAUCUUGGCUGAUAAUGAAUUAAGCGACGUAUAUAGCUUUCGAGAAGGUAUGCAAGUUAUGCGAGAACGUGCUAGGAACGAUAUAAAAGCUCAACAAGAUGUUACUGAUUUUGCUUUAAGAAAACGAAUAUAUCAAACUCAAAAAGCUCGAAACGAACUUGAAUGGCAGAAAUUAAAGAUGCACAAAGAAAUGGAAAAUUUACAUAAAGAAAUAAUACGUUUAGAAGGCGAAUUUUUACAUAAAACAGACGCAAUAAAAUGUGCCGAAACAAGAUUAGAAAAUCGUAGCUACCGUCCUGGUUUUGAAUUGUGCGAAGAUGAAACACAAAUCGGGUUAAGAAAUGAAGUUUUACAAUUAAAAAAAACUGAAAAUGAAUUAGCUAAAACAAUUGACAACGCAAAAGCAACAUAUAAUGGUUUAGAAUCUUUGCUUCUACGAAUUGAUAGAAAUUUAGAAGAUAAACAGCAUUCGCUCUCAACAGAUAUCAUGUGUUUGGACAUGAGAUCAACAUUGAAAACUGGCGAUAGAACAAGAUUACCCAAUGAAACAGAUCGUAAUAUUAUAUUGACUCGUAUGGAGAAAGAAAUACCAUUGGAAUCAUAAAUUUGGAUCUUACAUGUUGA